Salvia hispanica is the source of this 1827-nucleotide messenger RNA. Its product is annotated as polyadenylate-binding protein-interacting protein 8-like. Lineage: Eukaryota; Viridiplantae; Streptophyta; Magnoliopsida; Lamiales; Lamiaceae. Gene Ontology annotation, molecular function: RNA binding. The record is from RefSeq and is a predicted model, not a curated record.
UGUGUGAGUGAGGAGCCAAAAGCCUGGCCACCUCUUAGUUUCUUCCCUAAACCACGUACAAAAUCCACUGCCACUUGUGUUCAAGAAUUUGUUACAGAAAGCCCUUGAAUUUAUUUUUCUCUCUCUCUCCAUUGCCAAUUUAUACCAUUUCUGACCUUUUUCAUCAAAUGGGUUUUAGAUUAUAGGUCCUCUAUUUAUUAGGUGCGCACACACACAUUGAGGGAAUCCAUCUAGAUUAUUAUGAGGAGAUCGCCGUAAUCCGUGAUAGAGAGAGGAGGCCCUUUUCUUACACUGAUCUCUGUAUUUUUUAUUUAUUUUCGGAGAUAUAAGGAUUGGGUUUUUUAUCGUUGAGAUAAGACGCCUAGUAAAGAUUGGAUUUUUAUUGGCAUCUAGAGUCUGAAUUUUUGUGUGGAUAGUGUUUUUGUUUCUUGAUUUUUCUUGUAAUUUGGGGUUUCUGUGUUUCUGGGUUUUGAUUCCAUGGCUGCUGGUGCAGAGGUAUCCGGUGAGGGAGUGGUUGUUGAUUCCCAAAUUGCUGUUGUUGAGCCUUCAUCACCCAAAAAUCAUGGCCCUCCUAGUGAAAAAAUCGUUGAGAAAAUUGAGAAUGAUAAUGAAAAUGAAACUGAGAAUUUCGGUUCUGUUAAUUCUGAGGAGUCAGAUAUAAGUAACGGUGUUAAAAUUUCUGAUUCGAAAUUGAAUGUGGAUUCAAAGUCGGAGCUUCAAAUGAAGGAAAUUGUUGAUAUGUUGAAGAAACUCAAGUUGAAUCCCAUGGCCAAGGAGUUUUUUCCUUCUAAUUAUUAUGAUGGCCAAAUGGGUGAUUACAACUUUGUGCUUUCAGAUAAGAAUUUGGGGGAUGAUGGCCCUAAUAAUCGAAGGAGAAGAAAUAACUACAACUCAAGCAGGAAGAGAAUGAGUGGCAGAGCUGCUAGAGCUCAAAGGGAAGACAGCAUUAGGCGAACUGUCUAUGUCUCUGACAUUGAUCAUAAUAUUACUGAGGAGCGGCUUGCUGCUCUAUUCUGCAGCUAUGGACAAGUUCUCGAUUGCCGGGUAUGUGGGGAUCCACACUCCCGUCUUCGCUUUGCUUUUGUAGAAUUUGCAGAUGAUUAUUCUGCUAGAGCUGCUCUUAUCCUUUCCGGAACACUCUUAGGUUUCUCUCCUAUCAAGGUCUUGCCUUCUAAAACUGCUAUUCUCCCCGUCAAUCCGACAUUCCUUCCAAGGUCGGAGGAUGAGCGUGAAAUGUGUGCGAGGACAGUUUACUGUACAAAUAUUGAUAAGAAGGUUACACAACUUGAUGUCAAGAAUUUCUUUGAAACAAGAUGUGGGGAGGUUUCCCGUCUGAGGCUCUUGGGGGAUCACAUGCACUCUACACGAAUUGCUUUUGUUGAAUUCUUCAUGGCUGAGAGUGCAAUCCUGGCUCUUGACUGCUGUGGUGAGAUGCUGGGAUCCCAGCGUAUCAGGGUGAGCCCUUCAAAGACACCGGUGAGGCCGCGGAUGCCCCAAGCUGGAGUGCAGUAACGAUAUAAACUGGAAUCGUCUAUCCCUGAAAGGUGAAGGUUGCUGUUUGUUCUCUUGGAAGAGAGCCUGCUUCGAAAUAGAAGAGGUCGUGAAACUUGCUGUGUUUCAGCUUUCCAAUUUCCUGGCAACAGUGACAUUUUUUUUCUUUUCCUGCUCCUGGAUUUAAAUUCUGAGUUUUUUUCGAUGAGUGCGAACUCGGCUACGUUAUAUGAUAUUUAAACAUGAAUGCUAUCUUGAACUACUGCAAUGCUGCUUCAAAAUAAAUGGAAAAAUCGAUGCUGCCCUUGCCUUGCUCAAGGGGUGGUUUACAAUUUA